Molecule: messenger RNA, 1251 nt
Organism: Fusarium vanettenii 77-13-4
Lineage: Eukaryota; Fungi; Ascomycota; Sordariomycetes; Hypocreales; Nectriaceae
Exons: 6
Molecular function (GO): monooxygenase activity; FAD binding
Source: RefSeq, a predicted model, not a curated record
GAUGGGGCACCCAAACUCAACAUUGCAAUUGCAGGGGGUGGUAUCGCCGGAUUUAUCACUGCCAUUGCCUUGCGUAAACACCCAGGAGUCAACGUUCAGGUCUACGAACGUGCACCGGAACUAACUGAGAUUGGCGCCAGUAUUGGACUUGGGCCUAACGGUCUGAGCUCUUUGGACAAGCUUGGAGUUGAAAAUGCUCUUACAGGCGACAUCCUGUACCGACAGAAAUCCGGGUGGCCAAUGAUCUAUCGUCAUUGGAGAACUGGAGAGAUCAUUGAUCAUGACGAGCAUCACAAUGUCAAAGACAAAAGACAUUUCACGACGCGCUACCACAGAGCUCAUCUUCACAAGGCUCUCUAUGAGAACAUUCCAAGCGAGAUUGUACAUUUUGGAAAGAAGUUGACUGACAUUACGGCGGACGCACGCCAAGGCGUAACUCUAUCAUUUGAAGAUGGCACGACUGCGAAAGCGGACAUCUGUAUUGGCUCAGAUGGUGUGCAUUCUCGCGUACGCAAGACUUUUGUACCAUCGCAUACACUUCGUUGGACCGGAUGGGUGGCGCUCCGGGCCGUCUACGAUGCCUCUUUACUGGAUGGUAUCGAUUACCCUGAAGACGCCGCUCACUGGAUUGGCCACGGACGGCAUCUUUUCCAGUCUCCCCUGGGCAAGGGUCUUUUCACUGUCGUAGGAGGAUAUCACGCGGAUCCUCACGACCCCAACGCGACAGGGCAAGGGGUCAAAUGGGAUGACCUGGGUGACGUUGAGAAGUUCAGGGAGCUUUACAAGGACUGGCACCCUGCUAUUCGUGCCUUCACACAAGCUGCUCCUUAUAUCAGGCAGUUUCCCAACUACACUGGCGACCCCCUUGAAACGUGGUCAUUCGAAAACCGAGUUGUCCUUGUUGGCGAUGCUGCCCAUGGUCACGGCGGUGCUUUUGCAGCUGGAGGAUCUCUAGCCAUCAAUGACGCCCACGCCCUGUCCCUAGCUCUUUCCCACGUCUGGCCUCCUUCAUCAAACAAGAAGCCAUCGGUGGCCGAUAUUGGAAGGAUAUUUGAGCUUUAUGAGGCGACAAGAAAGCCACAGGUGAACAAGCUUUUGGCUGCCGUUCAUAAGGCUGUUGCAGGCAAAAAGCUCAAGUUGGAGGACGGAGAGCCCGAGACAGAUGAGCAGCUUCGACAGAGGGUUCUAGAUAGGAUGGAUCCGUACUGGAUUGCUGAACAUGACGUCGUAGCGGCAUUUGAGGAGGCGGUU